AGGAACCUCGUGCUGCACGUCUCCCUCUCCACAGGUCUGUGUUGUGGCUGUGUUGACGUGCGCCUGUGACCUGAGGCAAAGGCAAAAAAGCGAGAAAAUCCCCCUGCCUGUUGGGUUUGGGUACACCGCGGUGUGGCAUCUCGCACAGGUGCUUCACGGGAGAGCCACGGCACGGGUAGCCUGGGCGGACCUCCCGGCGGUGUAGAAGCGGAUGGGCGGUGAAUGCUGAUAGCACCGGUUGCAUGCCGCUGCCUCUCCCCGCGGACGCCACCCACACCAUCGCCCUUAGCGUUGAGGUGUUGUAGCUGUAGUGCAUUUCUUGCCAUGGCGCAUCGACUGGGAUAGACGCACAGGGACACACACGCACACGUUGUAGCCCAAAGGCAGACAUUUGGGCAAGCUUGGAUAGAUUACCCGCCCUGCAUUCCACAUGCCGGACCUAAAGGACUCAAGCAUGUCAAGCAUGGCCAAGUUCAAGAAGGACAAGGAGAUCAUCGCGGAGUACGAGAGCCAGGUGAAAGAAAUCCGGGCUCAGCUGGUGGAGCAGCAGAAGGUUCUGGAACAGCAGACGGACAUGCGGGUACAGCUACUUCAGGACCUGCAGGAUUUCUUCCGGAAGAAGUCGGAGAUCGAGAGCGAGUACUCACGCAACUUAGAGAAGCUCGCCGAGCGCUUCAUGGCCAAGACACGCAGUACCAAGGAUCACCAGCAAUACAAGAAAGACCAGAACCUUCUGUCUCCGGUGAACUGUUGGUACCUGCUCCUGAAUGAGGUUCGCCGCGAGAGCAAAGACCAUGCCACACUGAGCGACCUCUACCUGAACAACGUCAUAACACGCUUCGCUCACAUUAGUGAAGACACUACACGACUGCUCAAGAAGAGUAAAGAGAUCAUCUUCCAGCUGCAGGAGGACCUGAUGAAGGUUCUCAAUGAGCUCUACACGGUGAUGAAGACCUACCACCUGUACAACAGCGAGACGCUGAGCGCCGAGGUGAAGCUCCGAGAGGCGGAGCGGCAGGGGGAGCGAGGGGGCCGAGGGGGCGAGGCUGUGUUCGGCCUGCGCACCGAGGAUCGCCACCAGCGCCGCAACAACGCCCGCAAGAUCCAGAAGAUGAAGGAGAAGAGGCAGGCCAAGUACUCUGAGAAUAAGCUGAAAGUGAUGAAGGCUCGUAAUGAGUACCUACUGACUCUGGAGGCCACCAACGCAGCGCUCUUUAAAUACUACGUACACGACCUGUCCCACCUCAUUGAUAGCUGUGACCUUGGCUACCAUUGUGGGCUGAGCCGGGCUCUGCGCACCUACCUGUCAGCCGAAUACGGCGUGGAGACGGCGCGGCACGAGGGCCUGGACAUCCUGGAGGGGGCAGUAGAGAGCCUGGACCCGGGCAACGAUCGCCAGCGCUUCAUGGAGACACAUCCGUCAGCGUUUACGCCGCCUCCCAGAUUCUCCUACCAGCCACACAUGGGAGACCAGGUGGCCCAGCUGACAGCACUGCCGCAGGUGCAGUCAGAACUGCUGCUGCGAUACACACAACUCCAGUCCCGCCUCUCCACGCUCAAGAUAGAGAACGAGGAGGUGAAGAAGACAUGGGAGGCGACGCUGAACACUAUCCAGGACCUGGUGAGUCUGGAGGACUUCGACGUGUCCGAGAGCUUCCAGAGGAGCCGCUCCACCGAGUCGGUCAAGUCCAGCGUGUCCGACACCUACCUGAGCAAGCCCAGCCUGGCCAAGAGGAGAGCCAAUCAGCAGGAGACUGAACUCUUCUACUUCAUGAAACUGCGUGAACACCUGGAAGGAAGUAACCUCAUCUCCAAACUCCAGGCCAAGCAUGACUUGCUGAAGAAGAGCAUAGCAGAUGGUUACAGAGGAGAUGUAAUGACCACAAGCCGUCGACGGAACUCCCACAGCAGACAGCAGGAGCAAGGAAAAGCCAUUCCCCUUAUCGUGGAGAGCUGCAUUAGAUACAUUAACCUGCACGGAUUACAGCACCAGGGUAUCUUCAGAGUCUCAGGAUCUCAAGUGGAGGUCAAUGACAUCAAAAAUUCAUUUGAGCGGGGAAACGACCCCUUGUCAGAUGAGGAGAACAGUCCGGACAUCAACUCGGUGGCCGGAGUUCUAAAGCUGUACUUCAGGAAUCUGGAGAACCCAUUGUUCCCCAAAGAGCUCUUCAAUGAGUUGAUCGCCACCGUGCGCAUAGAGAGUCUGUAUGAUAGGGCUCUGAGCAUCCGAAAGAUCCUGACUACAGCCCCACGCACCUCAGUGGUGCUGAUGAGAUACCUGUUUGCCUUCCUCAACCACCUGUCCCAGUACAGCGAUGAGAACAUGAUGGAGCCGGGGAACCUGGCCAUCUGUUUUGGUCCGACACUCAUGCCCACGCCCGAGCUGCAGGACCAGGUGUCGUGCCAGGCCCACGUCAACGAGGUCAUCAAGACCAUCAUCAUCCACCACGAGACCAUCUUCCCCGACCGCAAGGAGCUCGACGGGCCACUCUACGAGAAGUGCAUGAGCGCCACCGAGUACUGCGAGAGUCCGUACAGCGAGUCUGGAGCCCUGGAGGAGGGCGAGCAAGAUGGAGGCACUGAAACACAAACUAGUGAGGAUGAAGCCGAGCCACUGGAGGCCAUAGCGAAGUUUGACUACGCUGGACGCUCUGCGCGAGAGCUGUCAUUCAAGAAAGGGACGUGUCUUCAGCUGUUCCAGCGUGCGUCAGACGACUGGUGGGAGGGGCGUCAUAAUGGCAGCACUGGCCUCAUCCCCCACCAGUACAUCAUAUUAAAGAGCGAUGGUGAGAGUGUGAAGGUGAAAGCUAGCAGCCCUUCUGAGAGCAACAGAAGCCUGAGCUCACCGACCGAGGGCAGAGCCACAGAUUCCUUCAUCAGCAGGCACAGGAAGCGCACCGAGGCCCUCCUGCGGCGCGCGCCGGGUCGCCUCAGCGACAGCCACUGCCACGGCAACGGCACGGGGCUGGAGCGCAGCUCGCCGCCCGUCACGGUGACGGUCACGGGCCACUUCAGCCCGCGCGAGCUCCUGCGCGGCAUCACGCACGGCACGCAGACGCUGGCGCACACGCAGUCCUCGCACGCGCUCACCCACGCCACGCACGCCACGCACAGCCCCGAGCGGCCGCGCCAGAGGGCGGGCGGAGGAGGAGGCGGCAUGGUGACGCGGCACGAGUCGCUGCGCCGCGACCGCGAGAGCCCGCCCACACCCUCACAGGGCCGCGCUCGGACGCUCAACCCGCACACCUUGGCACAGGUAAAAGGCUUGGCACAGGAGAUUGAGGAGACGGUGGCUGCUGCACUGAGUGGUCUGCGUGUUCUUGAGCGCCAGUCGGGAGGCUCCAGCGGCGGCGGCGGUGGUGGUGGAAGCAGCAUGUGCGUGCUGGACCGGCCUCCCAUCAGCAGCGUGUGCGUGCUGGACCGCCCGCCCGGGGGCGGCGGCGGUGGCAAGCCGGCGCCGGACCUGGUGCUGGACACCCUGGAGCAGGUGAAGAACGGGCCCCCGGUGGCCCCCACCGGCUCCACGCCCUCCAGCCUGUCCAGCCCGUCCGACUCGCCGAGCCCCAUGAGCCCGCUGGGCUCGUCCCUGCCGCCGCUGCCCGGCCCGGCCUCCCGCCGCAGCUCGGCGCUGUCCGAGCCGCCCGUCAUGUUCGAGCCGGUCACCUUCAGCCCCGUGGCCAUCGCCCGGCCGCCCGCGCUGCGGCCCAAGCCGCCGGUCAUGCCCAAGAGCCACACCCCGUCGCAGCAGCCCUCGCCCACGAUGCACCUCCCCCCCGACAAGUCGGGCACCAUGUGAGCAGAAGCUGACCCGCUGACCACAGACCGGAACCGGACCGGAACGGACCACCGCACGGAAGUGGACUGAGAAUGGAGACGAAGACGAAGACGAAGACGAGCCCAUGUCCAGGCUGGGCACCUGAUCAUGAUUUAAUGUACAAAAGAUGACUGUAGGGCUGGUUAGCUGAUUGGUCGGAUAGAUUUAGCCAGUGAAAAAUGUCAGUGUGCUGUUUUUUAGGCGGGUGUUGCGGUCCCUCAGUGUGUGUACCGUGUGCGUGUCUGUGUGUAGCCAUGUUUGUGGUGUUGUGGUUGUGUUUCCUCCUCCUCGAAAUAUUUCAGAAACACACACACACACACACACACACUGGCAAGCACACACUGAGGGACCCAUGUACAGGACUAGCACCCAGUGUUUCCGGAAAACAGUGGUUUAGGUGUUGGAAAUGUAGUCUUUCAGUGGAGUGUGUAUAGUGCUGUGAGUGUUAGGGCCUUACUGCCACAGAGAGAUCAAAACUGCUCCUCCCAGGGUUUAUUUUGAUUGGAUGAGCAAGCUGCUGUGUUUACCAUGAUUUGUUUGAUUGGCUGGAAAAGCUGCUAUAUUCCCAUUGUUUUCGUUUUGAUUGGCUGGAAGAAGCUGCUAUAUUUCUCAUGGUUGCAUUUGAUUGGAUGAAAGAAGCUGCUAUAUUCUCAUGGGGAUGUUUUAAUUGGCCGAUGAUAGGAAGCGAAGGUGGUGUUUUGAUUCGUGACAGGGUUUAGCUAACAGGAAUAGAGUGCUGAUGGGAACUGUAGUCAGUAAGCUUUAUUUAAAGCCACGUGGUGCAUACACUUGGCCUCUUUGAGUGCCAGACACUGAAUGUAUUUCUCCUGAAUGUUUUUUUUAGUAUUAUUUCACACGGAUUCACACAUAGCCUUCAUUACCGUGGAGACGCCUUGGUGACCGUAGUAAUGUUGGGACCGAAGUCCUUAUCACCUUAGCAAAUCCCUUUCAGAUACAUUUGGUCAUUUUUAGCACACACUAAACCUACCACACACACACACACACACGCACACACACACACACACACACACACACACACACACACACACACACACACACACUCAUGUGCGCACACACACACACACACACACACACACACACACACAGAUAUACACAUCAAGACACCCCACCCAAAAAAACACAAAUGACAAGUACAAGUUCCUUCACAGUUUUGGACACACUGCCUUGUUGAUGAGGCCCAAAUCUACAGCCUGAGGACUCAUUGGGCAUGCUGCUGUUGCAUCAUGGGACAUUCAGACUCUGGGGCUUCCAUCGCCGGCGGCAACCAUGACUUGCUGGCGCAGCUCUCUCUGAGGACCAAUGGCAAUCGCCGUUUUGACCAAUAUGCCGUUUUGACCCAUGUACUUCCAGUGUGUGUGUCUGUUUGUGUGUGUGUCGUGUGUGAGAGAGAGAGAGAGAGAGCAAGGAAUGUGUCGACUUGUUUUCAGACCUACCCAUGAGAACAUUCCUUCACUUUGUGUCCACUGUUUGUGUGUGUCCGUGUGUGUGUGUGGGUGUUUGUGUGUGUGUGUGUGUGUGUGUGUGUGCUUGGAAAAAGAGAGUCUGUAUAUAUGCACUUGCUGCUGUAUGUGCGCGUGUAUAGAUGUGUGUGAGAGACUUCUCUCAUGGUAAGACAUCUACCUAAGCUAUUCGUCUCAGUUUGCAAAAUGUAACAUAAGUGUGUUAAUUAACAGAACCAAUCUGAGGAGUACAACUCUAUAUGUGUGUGUACGUGUGUGUAUGAGAGAGAUUGAGAGAGAGAGAGAGAGAGAGAGAGAGAGAGAAAGUGUGUGUGUGUGUGUGUACCGUAUGUGCAUACACACUAUAUACACUUGUAUACCUGCCUGUGUGUGUGUGUGUGUGUGUGUGUGUGUGUGUGUGUGUUCUCUCUUGGUGCUCCACCCCCCCUGGGCUUAACCCUCUGUAUAGGUGGGGUGUAUCGUCAUGUUCAGGAGUGUUGGCAAAUGGCCAGUAUUGCAGCUUUAGACCACAAUGGUACCUUAACCACAAACUCCAGUGGCUGUGACACAGAUACACCCACACACAUUCACAAGCCAGACACUAAUAUCCUCAGCCCAUACCUAGCCUGUCAGAAAGCCACUCACACACAACCUCCCUUGCACUGGUCGCCCAUCAUACAGAGCGUGGCAGUGACUGUGCACAGCUGAGACGCCUGAACAUCUCAUUUACCCAUCAUGCCUAUGGGGUGGGGGGUUGGGUACACAGGAAAGUGCCUUUGGGAAAGACCCCCCUUAUGUAUGUGAGUGUGUGCGUGUGUGUGUCCGUGUGUGUGUGUGUGCGUGCGUGUGUGUGCGUGCGUGUGUGUGUGUGUGUGCGUGUGUGCGUGCGUGUGUGUGUGUGCGUGUGUGCGUGUGUGUGUGUGCCUGUGUAUACGCUCAUAUCUCUCUGAGCAGUAGUGCCAUGAGUGAUACAUUAAACAAUAGAGCUCUUUCCAAACAGUCAUUAAAAAUGAAUGAAUAAUAUAAUAAGUAUAUAAACAGUUAAUCCAUUGUGAUGUUGCACUUUUAUGUAUAGGACUGUGUGUUUGGCAUGUGACCUUAUAAAAACAUGUUCCUGUGCAUUGUAAUGGGUGUCUCUAUGAAUGUCUUUGAAAUAAAGGAAGUGCUU
Molecule: messenger RNA, 6442 nt
Organism: Sardina pilchardus (European sardine)
Lineage: Eukaryota; Metazoa; Chordata; Actinopteri; Clupeiformes; Clupeidae
Gene: srgap1b
Product: SLIT-ROBO Rho GTPase activating protein 1b
Exons: 22
Coding region: 431-3796 (1121 amino acids)
Biological process (GO): signal transduction; negative regulation of cell migration
Cellular component (GO): cytoplasm
Molecular function (GO): protein binding
Source: RefSeq, a predicted model, not a curated record